This is a messenger RNA of Schistosoma mattheei, 1272 nucleotides long. The record is from the annotation of a GenBank genome assembly. NCBI's taxonomy places the organism in Eukaryota, Metazoa, Platyhelminthes, Trematoda, Strigeidida, Schistosomatidae.
AUGUUAUUUAGUUCAGAGUUAUUUUCUCGAAAGUCUUCGUCAGUGACUCAUUUGAUUCUAUUAUUCUUUACUAUAUAUUCUAUUCCGAUUAAAUUAAUUCAUGGGAGUUGUGAACCAGCUCAAUUUGUAAUUAUAUGUACCAAUGAAUUCCCAUCAAGUUCAUUUCUAAAUAAUUUAACUGGUAAAUAUGAAUUGAUUAUACAAAGUGUAAAAACUAAACUAGACGUUAAAUCAUUUGAAAAAUAUCAAGGUGCACAGAUUAAACGUUUACAAAUCGAAAAAUCCACGAUUUAUUCAAUUGAACCGAAAUUUUUUAAUAUAUUUAGUCGUAAUAGUCUAGAACGUUUAUCAUUGAGUAAUGUCGAUGGUCCGUAUCGUUUGGAUGAUCAAUCUUUAGCUGGUCUAAGUGAAAAAUUAAAUACAUUGCGCAUUAAUGAUCAUGCAUUAGAUAACAUUGAUGAUUUUGUUAUAUUAAAUAAAUUAACACGAUUAUAUCUUGUUCGAACACAUUUAACACAAUUACCAAAUAAUUUUAAACAAUUGUUAACACAUUUAGAAGACAUUAACUUAUCUGAAAACUUAUUAACUUAUAUACCAUGGAAAGAACUAGCUGAACGUAUACAAAAUGAUCAAUUUUUAAAAAUUCAACUAGGUAAAAAUUUAUGGAAUUGCGAUUGUAGUGUAAAACCAUUAAUCGAAUUGAAACCCGAAGCGAAAGCUAAAAUUUAUGAAUUUCGUUUUGAUGAUAUAUGUAAAGAAGAAUUAAGUCAAUCAGUGAUACCAUCGGAAGAUUUAUCAUCAAACUAUAAUAUCGGUGUAUUCGAUCAGUAUCAACCAACUGGACAAGACAAUAGUAAUCAACAACAAAAUGGCGAUUUCGGUGAAAUAUCUGGUCGUCAUGAUUUGAAACCAGUCAAUGCAGAUGGUAAUGAACAACAAUUGGCCACUGCUGGUAGUAGUGGUAUUUCCACUGAAAUGAUCAUUGUAAUUUGUGUUGUCAUAGCAUGUAUUAUUGUUAUCAUUAUAAGUUUAAUUGUUUAUUCGUCACGUAAACGUGCACAACGUAGAAAACAACAAGAGAGAAAUCUUGGUGUUUCACAUAAAACAAAUUCAUAUUGUGCUGUCAUUGAACAUAAUCCAUCAAGUCGUACACCAAGUGAAAAACAAGCCACUUCUCAAUCACCAUAUAAUAAUUAUUCUCGUGGUAUUUCACAGCCAGAGAAGGAACCUUUAGCUCAUGGUUAUGGUAAUUAUCGAGAUGGACGUUUGUAA